Messenger RNA from Cornus florida, 1367 nucleotides. RefSeq names its product cytochrome c1-2, heme protein, mitochondrial. NCBI's taxonomy places the organism in Eukaryota, Viridiplantae, Streptophyta, Magnoliopsida, Cornales, Cornaceae. Gene Ontology annotation, biological process: mitochondrial electron transport, ubiquinol to cytochrome c. The transcript has 8 exons. Bases 163 to 1080 code for a protein of 305 amino acids. The record is from RefSeq and is a predicted model, not a curated record. Gene Ontology annotation, molecular function: electron transfer activity; heme binding.
UCAAUUUCGUCAUCGUAUCAGCUUUCGAGCCCGUGUAAAAAACCUCCUCCAGAACAUUUCUCUCUCUCUACCCUCUCAUAUCUUCUUCACUGGAUAUCUCAGCCCCGGCUUUGUCUGCUGUCGGACCCGUUCAGCUCCACUCUAACCUGAAUUUUGACUGAAAUGGCUGGAGGAAGAGCAAUCCACCAAUUGCUGCGUGGGAAACUUCAAUCUCAAACUACUGCUCUUCCAGUUUGGUCAUCCCGUCCAGUGGAAGAUGGAUCUGCUCGCAUGAAGGUGUUGAGAACGUUUGCACUCCUUGGGGCAGGUGUAACAGGGCUUUUGAGUUUUACAACAAUUACAUCUGCUGAUGAGGCGGAACAUGGUUUGGAGUGUCCUAACUAUCCUUGGCCUCACAAAGGGAUCCUCAGUUCAUAUGACCAUGCUUCAAUUCGUCGUGGUCACGAGGUUUACCAGCAAGUCUGUGCUUCCUGCCACUCAAUGUCCCUAAUUUCAUAUCGUGACUUGGUGGGUGUGGCAUACACCGAGGAGGAGACAAAGGCUAUGGCAGCUGAGAUUGAGGUGGUUGAUGGACCUAAUGAUGAGGGCGAGAUGUUUACUCGCCCUGGUAAACUUAGCGAUCGUCUUCCUCAGCCAUAUCCAAAUGAGCAAGCAGCUAGGUUUGCUAAUGGAGGGGCCUAUCCCCCUGAUCUUAGUCUCAUCACUAAGGCUCGUCACAAUGGUCAGAACUACGUAUUUGCCCUGCUAACUGGUUACCGUGAUCCUCCUGCUGGUGUUUCGAUCCGAGAAGGGCUGCACUACAAUCCCUACUUUCCAGGGGGAGCCAUUGCUAUGCCUAAAAUGCUUAUUGAUGGUGCUGUUGAAUAUGAAGAUGGUACUCCUGCAACUGAAGCUCAGAUGGGAAAAGAUGUUGUGUCAUUUUUGUCAUGGGCUGCAGAACCGGAAAUGGAAGAGAGAAAACUGAUGGGAUUCAAGUGGAUAUUUUUAUUGUCACUGGCUUUACUUCAAGCUGGUUACUAUAGGCGCAUGAGGUGGUCUGUUCUCAAGUCACGUAAGCUGGUCCUUGAUGUCGUCAACUAGUUUCUUAUGGUCUCUUUUGAUCCAAUGCCUGUGGGAGAACUUGAAAAUGCAAUAAUUGUCUUAUAAAACAAUUUAUGUUUUGCUGCAAUGUUAAAAUUGGUUUGUCAUUUCCUGGGCAAUUGUGACCAGUAGAGUUUCUAUUUCGAUUAGAGGGAAAAAUAAGAGAUUCAUAUAUGUAUACAUUAUUCUUUUGUCUGAACUCUAAACUUGUAAGAAUUUUGAUCUGGUGCGAAAUUCCCAGAUUGCUUAGAAUCUCCUUUAUAAUUAGCAGUUAUGGUUUUCAAGUA